AUGCCUAUGGGUAUUCACAAUCCGCUGCCUUCCUCCUUGAGCAGCGAAUGUAAAAAGGCGAGCAAGAUCUUGACCUCCUUUGUGGACCCAAGACAAGCCUUCGGUCCCGACAAAGUCAUUCCGCCAGAGAUCCUGGCCGGUGCAAAGGGUCUCGCGAUUCUCACAGUCCUCAAAGCUGGUUUCAUUGGUUCCGGUCGCUUCGGUUCCGGUAUCGUUGUUGCUCGUCUCGCCGAUGGCUCCUGGUCCGCCCCAUCCGCCAUUGUCACCGCUGGUGCUGGUGUGGGUGGUCAGAUUGGGUUUGAGCUGACGGACUUUGUCUUCAUCUUGAACGAUGCCUCGGCGGUGCGGGCAUUCUCACAAUUUGGCACUUUGACGCUCGGCGGAAAUGUUUCUCUGGCAGCCGGCCCUGUCGGUCGUAAUGCUGAGGCCGCGGGCGCAGCGAGCACCAAGGGCGUUGCGGCGGUCUUCUCAUACUCCAAGACCAAGGGUCUCUUCGCGGGUGUCAGUCUCGAGGGCAGUAUGCUUGUGGAGCGCAAGGACGCCAACGAGAAGAUGUACCAGAGCCGCGUGAGCGCGGCUCAACUGCUCAGCGGCAGCGUGCGACCCCCUCCGUCUACCGACGCUCUGAUGCGCGUGCUCAACUCUCGAGCUUUCCAGGGCAACGCUCGCGCAGGUGGAGAUGCCAUGUACAACGACAUUCCUGUCUACGAUGACAGCCAUGACGAUGUGGUUUGGGAAGGUCGCCGGGGGGAAGCUUACGGUCAAGGCGCGCGCAGCAAUCGCAACCGCGCAAGUACGUUUGAUGAAGCUGGGGGUUACGAGUAUCGUGACAAGCCACGCCGGGCGAACACCUCGUGGAAUGAUGACGUGUAUGAUCGACCGGUCGGCGGCGUGUCUCGUUCUUCAACCACCCGUGGAUUCUCAAAUGAUUCCGUCGGAGACUAUGGGCGCAGUCGGAGCAACACGACGCCCAGGAACGAGGAAUACAAUUACUCCGAUAGCCGUCCCUCCCGUCCGACUGCGCCCAAGCCCGUCUUCGGACAAAAGCCAGGCCAGGGCGCUGCUCUCCGAUCCGAUCAAGCAGUUGCACUCUACACUUUUGAUGCCGACCAAGAUGGAGAUCUGGGGUUCAAGAAGGGCGACAUUAUCACCAUUCUCAAGCGGACAGACAAAGCCGAGGACUGGUGGACGGGUCGGAUUGGCGACCGCGUUGGCAUCUUCCCCAGCAAUUACGUCGAUGCCUCCUAG
Molecule: messenger RNA, 1248 nt
Organism: Penicillium diatomitis
Lineage: Eukaryota; Fungi; Ascomycota; Eurotiomycetes; Eurotiales; Aspergillaceae
Product: SYLF and SH3 domain-containing protein
Exons: 4
Coding region: 1-1248 (415 amino acids)
Biological process (GO): actin cortical patch localization; actin filament bundle assembly
Cellular component (GO): actin cortical patch
Molecular function (GO): phosphatidylinositol binding; actin filament binding
Source: RefSeq, a predicted model, not a curated record